This is a messenger RNA of Podospora pseudopauciseta, 599 nucleotides long. RefSeq names its product 8-oxo-dGTP diphosphatase. The transcript is spliced from 2 exons. Bases 162 to 599 code for a protein of 145 amino acids. Lineage: Eukaryota; Fungi; Ascomycota; Sordariomycetes; Sordariales; Podosporaceae. The record is from RefSeq and is a predicted model, not a curated record.
GUGCCCGCAACAUUGCCAUGUGCAUUUCCUACCUUAUGCAGUACACUCCAGAGUGCAGUGCACCGCCUUAUCCGACCGAGCCUUACGCUUAUCCAGCCACCUCCCCUCACUACUCACCCCCCUUUUAACCUACCAACCAACCUAAGCUUUGGCCCCAGAAAAUGACCAGCACGUUGAUGGUCUCUGAGCCUCAUCAGUCAGAUCGACAAGACCCCCAACAACAAGAAGAAGAUCUCAUUUCUACUCCAGCCCAACCAGGCCAGGAAGAAACAAAGACGGUAGUUCAGGGGUUGCAGGAUUCACCGAGUUUGAGUCCCACCGCUUUAGAUACUCAACAGGAAGAAAGUGAGAGGGAGGAAGACGAGGGGGCGUAUUACUGGAAAAGGGAGACCAUGGCGCCGUUGAAUGCUGUUUCUGCUGCGGCGGUUGCGAGGCUGAGGGCGUUCAAGCCGCCUCCUUUUCCGUUGUGGGAUCGGUUGCCUGUCAGUAGACGGGCGGCGGUGUUGUUGCUGUUGUAUGCGGACCGGAAGGGGGAUUUGAGGGUGGUGAUAACGAUGAGGGCGGCGACGUUGAGGAGUUUUUCUGGUGGGUUGCUGUGA